AUGGCGACGAUGGCAUCUACCUACAAGAAAGAUGGUGGUCAUUCUGGACCUCCACCGCGAAAGAAAGUGAAGACUUCAGAGUUACCACUUGCAUCUGCGACUAGAGCGGCCAUUGAAGGAUUGGCUCAUACAUACAAGAAGAAGGGUACUUAUGACGAGUUGAGAACCAAAAUUUGGCAAGAAUUGGAGAAAGGUGAUUUUGAGGAUGAAUUUACGAGUUCAUUAUUGAGUGUUGCGGAAGAGCAAUUAGAGAAGGACCCCAGACAGCUACUCCGGUUGGAUCGCAGUAAGGCUACAUUGCUUAUCGAGGGAGCUGUGGAUCGCGCGGGUAUCUACCAAUCUGCUGAGGCGACAAUCGAUAAAUUAAUCCAGGCAUACAUUCCAGAAAUUGAAGAAGGGGUUCGCACAAUUCGCAAAAGUGACAUUGGGGAAGAGGCAGCUGAGAAGGAGUUCUUGAGAGGAGGUAAAACAGAUGAGCAGUAUGCAGAAGAAGCUGCAAAGAAGAAAGCCGCCAGGGAAAAAGUUAGGGAGGAACUGAGAGAGAAGGAAAAGGCUAUUGCGGAUGAGAAGAGAAAGCAAGAGAAGUUGAAGAGGAGAGAAGAAGAGAAGAGAAUUGAGGCCGAUCAGGAGAGAAAGAGAGAGGCUAGGAAGAAGGCUGAGUUGGAAGCGGAAGAAGAGAGGGAGAAAGAACGGGAGAAGGAAGAUAAGGAGAGGAGGGAGAGGAGGGAGAGGGAUCGCGCUAGGGAUCGAGAUCGUGAUCGAGACCGUGAUCGCGAGAGAGAACGGGACCGGGAUCGGGAUAGAGGAGAUAGGGAUAGGGGCCGGGAUAGGGAUAGGGAUAGGGACGAUCGAAGAAGAAGAUAUGACGACGAUAGACGCAGAGAUUCCCUCGGUGUUCGAACGCCUAUCUCGAAGCCAGAAUUAUCCAAGGAAGAAAUUGAACGUCUCGAACAAGAGGCUCUUAAUGAUCUUCUGAAAGAAGGCAAAAAGGUUGCUAAUCGAUCUAGACAUUUACUAGAAAUGGAGGUUGAUGAGACCUUGGCACCACCUCCUCGAAAAGCAAUGCCCGCCUCAGCCAUAAAACCAAUAUCUCGAGAUACACCUAUUAAAACGAUUGAGCAUAAGAAAACUACAGUUGCGAAGCUCAAGGAAGAAUCCGGUUCGAAAACGCCUCAACUCGCCGAUACGAAAUUGAUGGUAGACAAGGCGAAUGAGUCCAGCCAUGACAAAGAAGGUAGUCAACGAGCUAAAAGUCCUGAAUCAAGCAGGGAUACUACCAAGGUUAAGGAUGAGACAAAGACUAAUGAGGAAUCUAAAGCUACAGAAGUAAACCACGAUGGUCGCAAAGACAAGGAUGAACGCUCUCGCCGUGGAAGUCGAGAUCGGGAUGAUAGACGACGACGAGACAGCAGAGAUAGGGAUCGCGACCGAGAUAGAAGGGAUAGUAGAGAUCGGGAUCGAAGUGACUAUCGACGACGUAGGUCAAGUAGAGAUCGUGAUGAUAGGCGUGAUAGAGAUCGUAUUCGAUCAAGAUCUCGCGACCGACGAAGAAGUUACAGAUCACGAAGCCGUGAGCGUAUAGGGGACCGUGACACAAGACGUGCAGAGAGCAGUGUGACUAGGACAAGCGCCUCGAAUCUCGAUACGGAAUCAUACAAAGUUGCUGCGGCACAAGCAAGAGCCGAGGAAGCUAGAAAGUGGAACGAAGAACGAAAGAAUCAACCACAAUUACCUAGUUUAUCAACCAAAAUGGAAGAGGUCAUCGCUGCCACACCUAGAGCAAAGGAUGAUGCUAGAAUGAGCAGUCCUGUCUCGGCAAGAAAAAGAGAAAUUUCUCGCGAUAGGGAAAGUCAUAGGAGAGAAUCUCGCGCAAGAAGUAGGUCACCUACUGCGAGACGAAGUAGUCGGAUCGAGAGAAGCACUAGUCCGAUCAAUAUUGACCGAUAUGUUCCAGGUGCCACUGAACGAAGGGAAAGUAUAGUUGCGAGAAGUUCCCCAAGGAAGAGGGACAGAAGUAGGGAUAGGGACAAGGAGAGGAGAUCAAGAGAUGAUGAUAGGCCGAGGAGGAGGAGCCGAUCGCCCGAUGAUAGGAGAGAUAGAGACAGAGAUGGGCAUUCUAGGAGGUAUAGAAGUCGAAGUAGAGACAGGGAUAGGAGGAGGGAGAGGAGUAGGAGUAGAGAUAGGGAGAGAGAUAAGGAUAGGGAUAGGAGGGAUAGGGAUCGAGAUCGCGACAGAGUCAGAGACAAAGAUCGUGAUAGAAAAAGAGAUAGAAGUAGAGAGUCGAGGAGGGAAUCGAGGAGAUAA
Molecule: messenger RNA, 2304 nt
Organism: Botrytis fragariae
Lineage: Eukaryota; Fungi; Ascomycota; Leotiomycetes; Helotiales; Sclerotiniaceae
Product: putative arginine rich protein
Exons: 2
Coding region: 1-2304 (767 amino acids)
Source: RefSeq, a predicted model, not a curated record